This is a messenger RNA of Lachancea meyersii CBS 8951, 3825 nucleotides long. Lineage: Eukaryota; Fungi; Ascomycota; Saccharomycetes; Saccharomycetales; Saccharomycetaceae. The record is from the annotation of a GenBank genome assembly.
AUGAGCUCGGCUGUUGGAGCAGCAGUCCCAUCUUCGAAUUUCCAGUUCCUCGCCAAUGGUCAGGAUUCCACUGGCGAAAAUGGCGUCUCUUGCCAAAUGCAAGGAUUUAAGCGAGAAAGGGGUCGAAGCUCGGCUAAAGGCCAAAAAGGCGGUGCUUUUACAAACAGUAUAGAUCAAUUGGGACGUGACAGAACGACACCAUUUUCAAAGACAUUUUCUGCUCCAAAUUCGCAGCGUUCAGCUACAUUCAAUGGGUAUAUGGAGUCGAGAGCGUCUGGCCCUCUUUUAUGUUCGUCACCAGAAGAGCUGGGAUUCAAGCGAGUCUUGCAUAAACCUAGGGGAACACCCAAAUACUUGAUAGAACAAAAACCUAGUUUGAAGCCCCGACCUUUUGUCCAAGAUAAAUGGGAUUACGAAAACCAGCAGAAAAUGCUUGCUAUUGAAAGCCAAAUAUCGGACUCCACUGAGCUUUGGGAAACGUUCAAAAAAAUGCGUGAAACGGAAAGACGUGUUAUGGAGGACAAAAAGCUCGUGGAUCGAGCCGACUCUGCAAAGGAUUUGAACGACGCUAUCAUUUUUCAGGGCACCUGUCAGGAUAUGUGUCCCAUCUUUGAACGUGCACGCAGAAGUGUGGAAAACAAUGUGGUCCGGUACGAAAGAGAAAAGGGAAAAACCAAAGCGAUUUCAAGGCAAAAAGCGCUAAAAGUCUUUGCAAGACCAGCCGCCGCAGCUGCCCCUCCAUUGCCAUCAGACGUGAGACCGCCCCAGGUUUUGGUCAAGACGUUGGACUAUAUUGUGAACAACAUCAUAUCCAAGUUGCCAGAUUGUGAAGGAUUUCUUUGGGACCGGAUGCGCUCCAUAAGGCAAGAUUUCACGUAUCAGAAUUACAGCGGUCCCGAAGCAGUAGACUGCAAUGAGAGAAUCGUUCGUGUACACCUGCUGAUAUUGCACGUCAUGGCUACGAGCGACGUUGAGUAUAGUCGCCAACAAGAACUCGAACAAUUGCACAAAGCCUUAAUCACACUCUCAGAAAUUUACGACGAGGUUCGCGCCAGUGGUGGCCAAUCCCCAAAUGAGGCCGAGUUUCGUGCAUACUCCUUGCUGAGUAGAGUUAGAGAUCCGGAGUACGACAGAAUGGCACAGUCUCUUCCACAGUCAAUUUUCGAUGACGAUAUGGUUCAAUUGGCGCUGUGCUUCCGGAGGAUACUUUCGAAUUCAACAUAUUCCGAGCGGGGUCACAUCAAAACUGAGAAUGGUGUCAAUCUUUACAAGAGGUUUUUCGAGCUGAUAAAGUUGGAUGUGGUUCCGUUCUUAAUGUCGUCCUUUUUAGAGGUUCAUCUCAAUGAAGUGCGUUUCUACGCAGUAAAAUCUUUGAGUCAUUCAAUUAACAAAAAACAUAAGCCCGUUCUUUUUGACUUCUUAAGAACUGAAUUGAUGUUCAAUAAUGACGACGAGCUGAUUAAAUUUUGCGAGUACUAUUCUAUUGAGCAAAAUCAAGAGGGUGUGAAGCUGACAUCGCUAUCUCAUCACUCUCAUACCAUCCCAGAGAAAAGUCCACUCAAGCAAAGCUAUUUGGAGGUCGUAAAUCAAAAGCUAUUCAAAUCAAGUCCCAAAGAACUGAUAGAUUGUGGAAAACCCAAUAUUGACACUAUUCCAUUUUCUAGCACAAAAAACGCAAAACAAUACCAUAGUGUAAAUGACAGUUCUUUAUACAAAACGCGUUCGAAUGAAAAUAGCCCUGCCACGACUCCAAGUUUCGACUGGAGUGCUCGUUCCGAGGGUCCCCAGUUCAGCUUGCAGAAUGCAACAAAAAGUCAGCAGUUCGGGACAUCCGUCAAGUUUGAAAACAAUGCGACUGACAAUCAAUUUCUAGCCCACAAUGUAGAGGCAUCAAAACAAAAAUCUAAAAACAUUAUCAAAGACGAGGAAUAUAAUGAGAAUGGGCUUGCCGCCAAGCUUCAAAAGAAAGACGUUGUCCAGAGGAAAAUCGAGGAGCAAAAGAGACUGAAGGAAACGAGGGAAGGAAAGUUAUUAGAGGAGCAACAACAGAAAGAAACACAACAACUGGAAGUAAAGAGACAGCAGGCGAGAGAAAGGGCUCAAUUGCAUUCUAAAGCAGCCAAUUUGGUAGCACAAAGCGUUCUUCAGGAUGUGGUACACAAGCAAAUUUCGGCAAUUGUCGAAAAGCAGUUGGUCUCGAGCACCAAAAAAGCGCGAACAGUACACAUCUUGGCGGAAGAGUUAUAUCAGGCUUUUUUACACGAAACGCUCUUUCUCUUGACGCUGGAAACAAAGGCGGAUCUUGUACAUAAAGCAAGCUGUCUGAAGCAAGCGAUGAGAUUCUGGAGAAGCAAGUAUUCCAAGAAAUGUGAACAAAGAGAACUCGACAAGAAAAGAAGUGAGGAGCUCGCUCAGGUCGGUAGAUACCUGGGCGUACCUCAGGUUAAACGGCAUAAAGUGGAAACAACGCCAGUUUUAAGCUUUUCGUUCACUUUGCCCUCGGUGCACCAAAACCAAGUGAUGCACACGCCAACCCCGAACGAAGUGAGCCAAUUCAAGACUCCAGUGCACGCAAACACCGCUAUAUGGAAUGCACUUGACCUUAAGUCGCUUUAUCUCAGCGCUAUAGAGAGGAACGCAAGUCGAUUAUGCUCAGAGAAGCAUGUGAGCCUGGUAAAGCCAAUACAGAUCGAGAUAUCGGUCUAUUCAAGAAACUGGAACAGCAUAUCAGCUCGUUGGCUUUUGAGCAAGUUUGGUCUACAGGGAACGAGCAAGAGAAUGUUGAAAUUAAAAAAUGAAACUCUAUGUCUGGCGGUAAAUGCAGUGGCAAGUAAUUUUUCGCCCCAGAAUUUUAAAAACUUGCAGUUGCUCGUUUUCAAUAGUGGUGUGACAGAAAGCGAUAUAUUCGACCUGGAGGUGAAGCUCAAACAGGAUGGAGAAAAAUUGAUUGAGCUCGUUCAUGGCGUGGCACUUAACACUAACUUCAAAGUGUCCAUCAUGGUUGUGUACUGGGAAUCCACCGAAAACCCGCUGUCGGACGGACGCAUAUCCAAAUUGCUGAAAUUGGAUCGAAUUUCGGAGAUUUUUGGAGCAGCUUUAAAAAGCGUUCAAAUAGUGAAGUUGGCCGGAGACAGUCCGCACCGGACUCUGGAACAGCACCUAGCAAAGGUGGCGGAGUCUGUGAGUCUGGAACUCACCAAGCGUGGCAGCUGCAACCUGUCGCUGUUGGCCAGGAGCUCGCAGGCGAGCUCUACGACGCCUGCAAAUUAUAAGACCGCGCGCGAGAUAGAUUCCAAAUUGUGCAAGGCCCUGGAACUUGAAGUACAGAAAUACCAGCAGGAGCGCGACCGCAACAACACAUAUGCCUACUUGCAGUCUCACGUGGCUGCAUCACCACGGGCCCGUCGUCGCAAGCUGCCGGUGCUACUCUCGGAUUGUCACCAAAACAAGUUCAAGACACCUUUGGCCGUGCGACCAUUUGUGAAACCUACGUCGUCCAUGUCGUCUACGUCGUCAAUUGCGUCGUCGGAACCGUCGCACCUGGCUGCGAAGAUUAGAACCGAGAGGCCACGAGCGGAGGCCACCACGUCCACCUGGACAUCUCCUGUGCCGUCCCGGACGCACGUCAAUGACGCUGCCACGCCGUCCAUAGCCGUGCCUGCGGCAAACACCAGUGGGAUAUCGAAUGUGACGUUCGAUUCUCCAUUCUCUACGCCCACGUUGAGAGUAAUGCCGUCAUCUACGGACCCACGAGACACGUCGGCCAGCGUUUUAGAAUUGCGAAAUUUGGUCGCAUCUGUGAAGAAAAGUCUCAAUCGCCAUUGA